AUGAAAUUUUCAAUUGCAACCAUCGCUACCAUUUUGUCUUGUUUAAGUUCAACAUUAGCUGCAACAAAUUAUGUUUAUGUUACUCAAACUAAACAAGUAACUAAAUUUCAAACUUUAACUAUUGGAGGAGAAGAAACUGUUGCUCCUGUUACAACUGAAGCAGUUGAACAACCAGCAGAAGAAGAACCAACUCCUUCACAAUCAACUUGGGUAUUUUCAACUAAUAUUUUAAAUCAAGAUAUUGUUUUUACAAGUUUAAUUGAUACCAAUAAUAUUGAAGAUAUUGCUGUUAAUUUAUAUAAUGAACAUAUUAUAAUUCAAAGUGGUGAUUCAUUAACUACUCAAACUUUAUUAGUUCAAGCUAAUCCAACUACUUUAUUAACUUCAACUGUUGGUGACUCCAGUGCUGCUGCAUCAUCUAUUUCUGCUAUUGAACCACCAAUUGCAUCAUCUGUUGCAACAACUUUAAUUUCUUCUUUUGUUUCACAACCAGAAGAAAGUCCAGAAUCAACUUCAAUUGAUGCUGUUGCUGCGAACGAGCAAGUCUCCACUGCAACUCCUUCAACAACACAAAUUAAAACAUCAGGUUCUUCAUCUCAAGUACCACCAAAACCUACUUCAACUAAACAAUCACCACCAUCACCAGCAACUUCAUCAACUCAAGUUCCAGCAACAACUUCAUCAUCAUCAUCAUCUCCAGAUUUUGGUAAUGUUCAAGAUGCACAAUUUUCAAAAGAAAUAUUAGAUGCUCAUAAUUCAAAAAGAUCAUUACAUGGAGUAUCAUCUUUACAAUGGGAUCAAAAACUUUAUAAUUUUGCUCAAGAUUAUGCAAAUAAAUAUUCUUGUAACAGUGGAUUAGUUCAUUCAGGUGGUCCAUAUGGUGAAAAUUUAGCAGUUGGUUAUAAAGAUGCUUCAAGUACUGUUGAUGCAUGGUAUGAUGAAAUUAAAUUAUAUAAUUUUAAUAAUCCUGGUUUUUCAAGUUCAACUGGUCAUUUUACCGCUUUAGUUUGGAAAUCUACUUCAAAAUUAGGUUGUGCUAAAAAAUCUUGUGGUUCUGGUAUUUAUGUUAUUUGUUCUUAUGAUGAUGCAGUUCCAAACAUGAUUGGUCAAUUUCCUCAAAAUGUUUUACCAUUAGUUAAAUAA
Messenger RNA from Lodderomyces pseudojiufengensis, 1143 nucleotides. Its product is annotated as CAP domain-containing protein. The coding region runs from base 1 to 1143 and encodes 380 amino acids. Lineage: Eukaryota; Fungi; Ascomycota; Pichiomycetes; Serinales; Debaryomycetaceae. The record is from RefSeq and is a predicted model, not a curated record. The transcript has a single exon. Gene Ontology annotation, cellular component: extracellular region.